ACUGGUGAACCCAGGCCACCGAAGUGGAGCUUGCGAACUCAACCACCAGGCCAGCCCCAAGUAGGAACAUUUAUUAUCAUGCUCAUACAGAUCAGGAAACAGGGGCUAAAGAACCUGCUGGAGGUCACUCAGUUAGUAACUAGUGAAGACAGUCUCCCACUGCAGGUAAUGUAAGACGGGCACUUCAGCUCUCCCUCCCUUCACCGUGGUGGCCCCUGAAGUCAAUGGAACACAGAGACAAGAGAUGGGUCCAAGAUGUUAACUAACACCUCUGGUUAACAGAUUAGGAGGGGUAGGAGGGUAAAAGAGAGAAGGGAGUCAAGAACAAUUCAGGAGAGACAGGUAAACUCAAAUGUUUUUGCACGUAACUUAAAAGUUACUUAAAUUCACUAGAGAAAACAAGAAAUUUAAUUCCUUUUAGUUUGCGAUGAAUUUUUGUAUCUUCUUCUAUUUGAAUGAUAUGAAAUGCAACGAAAUAGAGGUAGCUUAGUCCUAUGAUGAAGGGGAGUCGUAUAGAGGGCAGAUCAGGAUAUGUCACAAGUAUUGUGAUUUUUAACAAGUGAUUCUUUUACUGUUCUGAUGGAGCCCAGGUUUUCUAACCUUCAACAUUAGGGAGAGAAAGCUUCAUUAUCUACGACAGGAGUUUGCUGUAUUUAUUAUCAUUUCACCUAGAGCUUUUUAGAUUUUCAAUAACAGAGGUACAUAUUGGGAACGUUCAUUUAAUCAUAAAACAAAAAGAGAUGAAUACUAAUAACAAACGUUCAAAUUUAUAAUUUGAAGCUGUGCAAAUCUAUAAAUUUUAAGCAUUCAUGAUUAGAUUUAAGAUCAAACCAUACUUUCUGCAAAAGCACAUCUAUUUUCACUCCCUUUAAUUCAUGUGAUUAAACAUUCUUAAGAUAUUUGGUCCUUAUUAUUGCUAAUGGUUUUGUUAUUUAUAGGAAUUAUAGUUUAAAUUUUUGAAAUUAUAGCAUUUUCCAUCUGGAAUGCAUUAAAAUAAAACUGUCAAAAAUAUUUUCAUAUUUAUAAGGAUUUUUUCUGUAAAAGAACUAUAUUACUAUGGUGAACUAAUUGGGAUAUGAAAUUUUCUGAAGACUUUUCCCAUUUAGAAAAUUGUUAAGCAGUAAAGUUUAUGUCUAGGUGUUGUUUUUCUUGGUAGCAGGAUCAUACAAUAUUUGGCUUAUCUUAGAGGUCAUAUUCUCCAAAAGUUUAGACUUCAAUGUCAAUUGUCAAAACUUUUUGCUGUUUUGAACUUCAAACCCAUAUAACCCAUUAUGAAGGUUACCUUGCUAAAUUACUGUUGUUCAAAUUGGACCCUUUUAAAUUCUUUCAGAUAUUGUGUUCCUUGUUAUAAAAUUGCAACAGAGAGAGAAAAAUGGUAGUGGGCAUUGACGCAAACUGUAUGUUGCAUUUCAACUCUGGUGGAAAAAUAAUUAACACAAGCUCUGCUAAAAACGACAUACAAUAGAGAUUUAGCACUGUGAAUAUAUACCUGUGAAAUUGUCAUGUUCAGGUAAAUAAUAAUUGGAAACUUGGGCACUGUAGAGAGUUUUAAAGGUGCCCAAUAACAGCACGGCUUCAGUUUGGCAGCUCAGAGCAUGCUCUCCAAGUUAACCACCAUUGGUCACAGCUGUGAGACGUCUAAGAUCCCUUCAUCCUCUUGGCCCUUCCCAGAGCUGUUCCUCUGCAGGAUCCACGCUACCUCUCCCAUUCUUUGCCUUUUUCUAUCUUUAACCGCUUUGUUUCUAUCACCAGCACAAGUCUCAUCACCCUCAUACAAUAAUGACGGUUUGUUUAUUCUGGGUGUUAAACUCCUUUUAAGUGUGUUUACACUCUGUUUUACAAUGUAAUCUCUGGAUCCUUUCAUCUGGUGUGCAACUAUGUGUGCAGCAGCGAGCUCUUAAUUUAUCUUUGCUGCAGCAACCAGUAAGGCUGACUGGGAUUCCUGGCCAUGCGCACUUGGCUGCACGAGACUCUUCUUGAUGAAUAUGAUGGCUCGCUAGCAGGCUGCCCAACCCCCUCUCAUGAGUUUUAGAGUGGGUCGACAUGUGUGCUUGUGAAAGUGGGGGAAGCAGAUAGUGGUCUGUUCCAGAACCAUCUUCCCUACCCCCUCCUCACCAUAGAUUGCUCCUAUUCUAACGUCCUAAGGAUUUGUUUAGAACCUUCAGUUGGAACGAAUUAAUCUUUUAGGGCUUCCAUAAUUUUGGGCCCAUGCAUCUCUUGAGCAACUCAACGUCAUUUCAGUGACUUAUUGACAACUUACUGACCUACCAAGUUAUCUGUGACAUCUCGCUUAAUUUAGUACCUUCUAUAUUUUCUUCUUUAUUAGAUUGUUGUAUAUAUGUUUUAACCUUGCAAACUGCCUCAAAAUCUUUUAAAAUCGAGUUUACUGUCAUCAAGCAUAAACUCAGUCAGUUCAACGCGGGACAAAUCUACACUGAGCACAAAAGGAUGUAGCUGGGAAGGAACAAACUCACCGACACAAAAACGCAGGCCCCUUCCUUUUAUUUCGAUCCCUUGCUGUCUCCAUCCCAUCUGAACCAGAGGCGAAGCCGGCAAGUGGGGCGUGUGCAGAUGCAAUCAGCCCGGCGUGCUCAGCGCCGUGUGCAAAGGGCGCCACACCUGAAGGUCCUCUGGCUCGGCGGGGCCUCUCCUCCCCGGUGCUGGCGGCAUCCGCCGCAGGUGCCUCCGCACCGGCCUGGGCGCGGCCCGCUCCCCUCCCUCGCUCGCGGCGCCGCCGCAGUGCGCCGAGCCGCUGCUCCUCGCCGCCCGCGCCCCGCAGCCCUGUCCUGCGGCUCCCUCCUGUCGCCACCAGCAGCCCCAGGCUCCGCCAUGGGGAAUGUGCCAUCCGCGGUGAAGCACUGCCUCAGCUACCAGCAGCUUCUCCGGGAGCAUCUCUGGAUCGGGGAUUCAGUGGCAGGGGCGCUCGACCCCGCGCAGGAAUCAUCUCAGUUUUCUGGACUCCCUGAGUAUGUUAAAAUAGUAGAAGUUGGACCAAGGGAUGGAUUGCAGAAUGAAAAGGUUAUAGUUCCUACAGAUAUAAAAAUUGAAUUUAUCAAUCAACUUUCCCAAACUGGCUUGUCUGUAAUAGAAGUGACCAGCUUUGUGUCUUCCCGAUGGGUUCCACAGAUGGCUGAUCACACUGAAGUGAUGAAAGGCAUUCAUCAACAUCCAGGCGUUCGAUAUCCUGUCCUUACUCCUAAUCUUCAGGGUUUUCACCGUGCUGUUGCUGCUGGAGCCACUGAGAUAUCAGUUUUUGGUGCUGCAUCUGAAUCCUUUAGCAAGAAGAAUAUUAACUGUUCUAUUGAAGAAAGUAUGGAGAAGUUUGAGGAGGUUGUUAAGUCUGCAAGGCACAUGAACAUUCCAGCACGAGGGUAUGUGUCUUGCGCCCUGGGCUGUCCAUAUGAAGGAGGCAUCACGACGCAGAAAGUGACAGAAGUGUCUAAGAGAUUGUAUGGCAUGGGCUGUUAUGAGAUCUCGCUGGGAGACACAAUUGGAGUGGGAACUCCAGGAAGCAUGAGAAGAAUGUUGGAAAGUGUCAUGAAAGAAAUCCCAUCAAGCGCUCUCGCUGUUCACUGUCAUGACACAUAUGGACAAGCCCUAGCAAAUAUCCUUACGGCACUUCAGAUGGGGAUUAAUGUGGUGGACUCUGCAGUAGCGGGAUUAGGUGGCUGCCCUUAUGCAAAAGGUGCUUCUGGGAACGUAGCCACUGAGGAUUUGAUAUACAUGCUUCAUGGCCUAGGGCUCCAUACAGGUGUGAAUCUUUACAAAGUGAUGGAAGCUGGUGACUUUAUCUGCAAAGCCGUGAAUAAAAGCACGAACUCCAAAGUAGCACAAGCCUCCUUCAAGGGUCGACUUGAAAGAAUCUGUGCCUGAGGCUGAGAAGAUCCAUUGCAGCUCCAGAUCUUCAUCUGAGAAUCAUUACUGUCAACUUAUUCUGAAAUGUGAAGUAAUAGACACGAGUGGGAGCAAAAAGAUUAGAAAGAGUAUAACUGGAUAGAUUACAAAGCCAACGGAAAGCAAUACUAGUUAUCAGGUAAACUGCAAGCUGAGGCUAAAUAAUAAAAUUUGUCGACAUGCUUUUGAACUUGGAGAAAAGUCUACUCUUUUGCUCUCAUAAAAAUAACUUUUUAAUUUAGUAGACAUGAAAACUGACUUUAGAUUUCCCUAAGUAUCAAAUACCGUGUUAAUACUUAAUCAAGCUGGCUUAGCACAGUGUAUAUAUUGUCAGUAGUUUAUGAGCUCCUGCAUAGUGUGCAAAGUGUGUGGCCUCGAUAUUAUGUGUUAUGCCUCUGGAUCUCAACUUUCCAUUUGCCAAGUCAGUGAAAUUAUGGACCAAGCGCCAAAUCACCAUCUGACCCUACGUAAUUUUUUGCAACAUAACUUUUAUAUUUCAAGUGUGGCUAACAUCUGUUAACUAUUUCAAUGACUUUAUCUUGUUCCAAGAGGCUGUGGUCAAUGGCAAGAUGCCAUAUCCUGGAAACAUAUUACAACCUCCCAACCUCCAAUGUUUGUUACAUGCAUCCAGUUUACCAUCCUUUCCCUUUCAUCAGUUAUAGUAAAAACCAGCAUGGUGUUACUCAACUAUUGAGAAAUAUAAGGUACAACUUCAUCCUGAUGUCUAAGUUGCAGUGAUGAGAAUAGAUGUAUACAUAUACCAUAAUCCAUGUUUGUCAUUUCCAGAUCACUUCCAAAUUGUCCUAGGAAAUGUCACUGUGAGUCUGGGAAUAUUAAGGCAGUUUUUAAUUCAUGAAAUAAACUCUAUUCCAUUGA
Messenger RNA from Equus caballus (horse), 4770 nucleotides. RefSeq names its product 3-hydroxy-3-methylglutaryl-CoA lyase like 1 (gene HMGCLL1). Gene Ontology annotation, biological process: ketone body biosynthetic process; L-leucine catabolic process. Gene Ontology annotation, cellular component: endoplasmic reticulum; cytosol. NCBI's taxonomy places the organism in Eukaryota, Metazoa, Chordata, Mammalia, Perissodactyla, Equidae. The record is from RefSeq and is a predicted model, not a curated record. Gene Ontology annotation, molecular function: hydroxymethylglutaryl-CoA lyase activity.